CAUAUUCCUAUGGAUUUAUGGUAAGUUCAUCAUGUUCUAGAUUCUCUCUUUUAAUCUCUUGAUGCAUUAGGUAUCAGACGAAUGUACGCUUACCAUAUAUUGAAGCAAAGAUAGCAGCCUCGGAAUUAUUAAUAGCCGUGUUAGAAAAGAUGAAUGCUCGAAAGAAUAUUGAACUCAACAUAUCAGCCGUGAUCAAUGAACUCAAGAUACUGAGACAAACCUUGAAUCAAAUCAAUGAUACUUUGAUGCGAAAAUUAGGACGUCCAGCGCCUACUGUGCCCUUGAAUAACAAACAGGAACAAGGAAAUAUACAUAGAUAUUCUAUUAGAACGUCACAAACAAUAGCCACUUGGAGUUCAAGGUUAUCAAAAUCAGUGGAGAAAAUGAGAUUUGAUACAACACGGAACACAGUACCGAAUGAUGGGCAAAAUGAACUGUACAUCAAGACACUUAUGAAAUUAUUUACAGAUGCCAAAGUAUUGGAGAGAUGGGAUGACGCAUUAACCUCUAUCAUGCACAAGGCAGGGAAGCGUGAGGGUUUAGUCAAGGAAGCAUAUCAGAUCAAUAUGGCCUGUAUAUCGCAGUUUAUGACUAUCGUAUGUGGAUUUGUACUAAAGGACUAUGAGAUUCUGCUGAACAAGUGGUUCAAGCGAAGUACAUACUGGCUGACUGAAUAAUAGCGAUGUCUUUAUAAUGUUUAAUGUUUAUGAAAAUUUUACACCUUUAAUUUAUGUAUUAACAAAUAUAUUGCCUUGACAACUGCCUCCUGGCAACGAUAUUAUCAUUUAACCAUAACCAACGCCUUUUACUUUCAUGCCAUCAUCGACAUACGCAUUAAGUCUGUCUUUGUUAAAAUACCUCCCACAUAACAAUGCGACGACCAUGCCUCGGACUUGGAGCGUUUAUAAUAUCAUGA
Messenger RNA from Rhizopus microsporus ATCC 52813, 916 nucleotides. RefSeq lists its product as uncharacterized. The record is from RefSeq and is a predicted model, not a curated record. The coding region runs from base 150 to 677 and encodes 175 amino acids. The transcript is spliced from 4 exons. NCBI's taxonomy places the organism in Eukaryota, Fungi, Mucoromycota, Mucoromycetes, Mucorales, Rhizopodaceae.